UUACAGUAAUGCUCCUCUUGCUGAAGCGGCAACCACUUCGGCAGAACCAGCUGGGACCAGGGCGGGCAUAAGCUUCACUUGUGACCCCCCCAAACCGAUACCCUGCAUAAACAGACAUGCUGGGGGGAGACGUGGUAGCUGUGUGGGAUAUAGCCCUAAGCGAUGGAGUGUACAGGAUUGAAUUUGCGCAUGGAACCACCACAGGGAAACGAAUUAUUUAUGUGAACGGGAAGGAAGUUGUAAAAAAAGACUGGAUGUUCAAACUGGUUGGAAAGGAAACCUUUACCAUCGGCAGUACCAACAUCAAAGCCACCAUUAACAUAGAAGCUGUCAGCGGCUUUGCUUAUGAAUACUCGCUGGACAUUGAUGGGAAGAGUUUGCAGAAGUUCGUAGACGACAGAGCCAAGACCACAAAGACUUGGGUGUUCCAGGUGGACGGGACGGACUACAGGGUGGUCCUUGAAAAGGACACUGUAGACGUUUGGUGCAACGGACAGAAAAUGGAAACAAGGGGAGAGUUUGUAGAUGAUGGCACAGAAACCCACUUCACGGUGGGGGAUCACGACUGCUGCAUCCAGGCUGUGAGCAGUGGGAAGAAGAAGAGUGGCAUUGUGCACUCCCUGCUGCUGGAUGGAGAGAAAAUUCCUGUGUCCACGCUGUGAAUCUGGAUUACAAAAAUAUGUUUGCAUGCCCAAGAAAGGACUUUUUAUUUAUUCCUAUGUAUUUAUUUUGAAUUUGAUUACAUCAAUUUUAGACUAAUAUACUCAGGUGAAAACACUCAUGCUCACGAGCAACUUUGAAAGUGUCUUCAGUUUGUGGUUUUAUUUUUAAACACAGGACAAAAGGAGAAAGAUCCGUGAAACCAUCGUGUUUGAAUCUGCGCAGACUCACCGCAACAACUAUGAGUUUGAAUGAGGCAGCGUUAAGCACGCGGGAGUUGAGCGGUCACAAACCGGAAUGUGAUGCUUUAAAAUUUCAAAAUAAAAGAUCACCCAACACAACUAGUUUUUAAUUGGUUGAUUUAAUUAUAAUGUAAAAUGUAAAGUUAAAAAAGGGUCCUAGUGGUAUUUAUAAAGCUGGCUAUAAAUCAUCUUAUCUUCACCUUAAAGUAUGGAAAUAUUAAGAAAAAUAAAGGUCAAUAAAUGAA
Oryzias latipes (Japanese medaka) is the source of this 1147-nucleotide messenger RNA. It is a transcript of the gene faimb, whose product is annotated as Fas apoptotic inhibitory molecule b. The record is from RefSeq and is a predicted model, not a curated record. Gene Ontology annotation, biological process: negative regulation of extrinsic apoptotic signaling pathway via death domain receptors. Lineage: Eukaryota; Metazoa; Chordata; Actinopteri; Beloniformes; Adrianichthyidae.